Messenger RNA from Sesamum indicum (sesame), 3765 nucleotides. The record is from RefSeq and is a predicted model, not a curated record. Lineage: Eukaryota; Viridiplantae; Streptophyta; Magnoliopsida; Lamiales; Pedaliaceae.
AGUCAGGGCAACACCACCUAUCCGACGUCGUUUCUGGUGAUAUACACUCGUCCCGCUCGACGGCGUAUCUGCCUCCGCCGGUGAAAGUAAAAGGGCAAAGAAAGACUGAAAGAGCAGAGUCGGGCUCUUUCUUUUUUCUUUUUUUUUUCCUUUAUUGGGUUAUUAUUAUAAAGAGUAACUUCUUACUGCGCACCAUUGUUUAUUUUAGAGAGAGAGAUGGAGACUGGUCUUCCCUUUCUCUCUCUACCACCCUCCAUUACUCCUUCUACUGACUAUUCUGCAUUUCAGUAAGUUUUCGCCCCUUCUCUCCACCUAAAACCCAAUAUUCUUGACUUUUUUAAAAAUCCCUUUUCUCUCUCUCUCCUCCGUCGACUGAACCAAACUGAAAGAAAAAAAAUUAGGAGAGAGAAGAAACAAAAAGAAUAGAGUUCUGAAGAAAGAAUCAAACCGGAACUUCUUCUGAUCCACUUUUAUUCAUCAUUCAUAAAGGUAUGCUGCCCCAGAAAGUUUAUUUUUUCCCUUUUCUUUUUUUUCCUUGUUUGUAGCUUUCUUGUAUCUCCGGGCAAUACAUAGCAAAUUCGUAGCACCAAGAAUCUUUGAAUUCUCUGAGUUACAAACGUCUGUUGUGUGUAAAUGUAUGCAUGAAUGUGAGGGGGGUUCUUUGUGAAGUUCAAUGAAGUUGCGGCAGAAAUGGUGGAUCGGUGGAGCAGGAUAGUUUUUAUUUGUUCAGCUUUGUUUUUCUUACUGUUUGGUUGUACAGUAGAGCAGCAAUUCUUGGUCUCAAGGCAAGAAAGAUUGGGUUUGCUUCAGUUAAGAUCUUCGUUAGGGUUGAGGGCUAAAGAGUGGCCUAUAAAAUCCGACCCGUGCACUUCAUGGGCUGGUAUCCAGUGUACCAAUGGCAGGGUUACAGGAAUCAACGUUUCGGGGUUCAGGAGAACAAGGAGGGGAAGUCAAAACCCUCAAUUUUCGGUGGAUGGCCUCCAGAAUUUGACCUUCUUGUCCUCAUUCAACGCCUCGAAUUUUGCACUUCCGGGGUCAAUUCCAGAACGGCUAGGAUUGCAGCUUGCCUCACUUCAAGUGCUUGACCUUAGGUCUUGUUCGAUUAGUGGUGCUAUUCCAUCCACUCUGGGCAAUUUGAGUAGUUUAGUUGAACUGUAUUUGUCUAACAACAAUCUUACUGGCGAAGUUCCAUCGAGUUUAGCCCAGUUGGUUGGUCUUUCUGUGCUUGAUCUUUCGCAGAAUUCACUCACGGGGUCGAUACCGGGGAGUUUUCGCGUUCUUGGAAACCUUACUUUGCUGGAUAUGUCUUUGAAUUUAUUGUCUGGGGUGAUUCCUCCAGGAAUUGGGGCAUUGUCUAGGUUACGAUCCUUGAAUCUUUCUCGGAACAGUUUGUCCUCUUCGAUACCCGCCCAACUCGGUGAUCUUUCUAGUUUGGUCGACCUUGAUCUUGGAUUUAAUUCACUGUCGGGGUCUGUGCCUCUGAAUUUGAGAGGUUUGAGAAACUUGCAAAGAAUGAUGAUUGGAAAUAAUUUCCUUUCAGGACUGGUGCCUGGUAAUUUGUUUCCUCCUUUGACUCGGUUACAGUUUGUGGUUUUGAGUCACAACGGUUUCACUGGUGAUUUCCCGAAUGUGCUGUGGUCAAUUCCCUCAUUACAAUUUCUCGACGUGUCUGUAAAUAACUUUACUGGUGUGCUGCCCGAUGUCAGUUCAAGUGUUAAUGCUAGUGCUGCAGUAUUUAAUAUUUCCCAGAAUUUGUUUUAUGGAAAUAUUACACCUGUAAUACAGCGGUUCUUUGAGGGUCCAGUUCCCGUUUAUGCACGUGGCAGCACAUCUCUUAGUAAGAAUUGCCUCCGAAAUGUGACUAGUCAGAGGGGCGCGACAGAAUGUGCCUCAUUUUAUGCUGAGAGGAACUUGGUAUUUGAUAAUUUUGGGGAGCCAAAUGCUACACAACCUCCUCUUCCUCCAAAGUCCAACAAGAAGAGCCACAAUACAAUUAUAAUUUUGGCUUCUGUUCUGGGAGGUGUGGGCCUCAUCGCAUUUGUGAUAUUUACCAUUGUACUGCUGAUUGUAUGCAAGCGAAAGAGAGGCGCAACAAACCAAAGAGGUAUUAGUGUGGGCUCCCGGAGUAUCGUUGAACUUUUCCAGCUUGGGAAAUGCAUUUACAUAUCAGCAGAUCCUCCGAGCUGCAGGUGAAUUCAAUGAUGCAAAUCUAAUCAAGCAUGGCCAUUCUGGCGAUCUUUUCCGUGGAAUACUUGAAGGUGGAAUUCCUGUAGUCAUAAAGAAGGUUGAUUUGCAUUCAUCAGUCAAAAAGGAAUCAUAUAUGUCAGAAUUGGAACUCUUUAGCAAGGUUUCCCAUCCUAGAUUGGUCCCUCUCUUAGGGCAUUGCUUGGAUAAUGAGAACGAGAAGUUUCUUGUUUACAAACACAUGCCAAAUGGAGAUCUGUCCAGUUCUUUGUUCAAGAAAACAAAUUCAGAUGACAGUUUACAGUCACUGGAUUGGAUAACUAGACUCAAAAUUGCAAUCGGAGCUGCUGAGAGUCUGACCUACCUACACCAUGAAUGUACUCCACCACUUGUUCACAGGGAUGUUCAAGCCAGCAGCAUACUUCUUGAUGAUAAAUUUGAAGUGAGGUUAGGAAGUCUGAGCGAGGUUUGUGCUCAAGAAGGUGACACCCAUCAAAAUAGGAUUACAAGGUUGUUGCGGUUGCCACAGGCAUCGGACCAAGGUGCUUCAGGUACGCCUAAUGCAACAUGUUCCUAUGACGUAUAUUGCUUCGGAAAGGUUUUGCUUGAGCUUGUAACUGGUAAGCUCGGCAUCAGUUCGUCCAGUGAUGCCACCAUGAAAGAGUGGUUGGAGACAACAUUACCUUACAUCAGUAUAUACGACAAGGAACUCGUCACAAACAUUGUGGACCCAUCAUUAAUUAUAGACGAGGAUCUCCUGGAGGAAGUAUGGGCAAUGGCAAUUGUUGCUAGGUCUUGCCUGAAUCCCAAGCCUACUCGUCGGCCUCUAAUGCGGUACAUUCUCAAAGCUUUGGAAAAUCCUCUUAAGGUGGUGAGGGAAGAGCACACGAGCUCUGCCCGGCUUAGGGCCACAUCGUCUAGAGGGUCGUGGAAUGCUGCUUUGUUUGGCAGCUGGCGGCAAAGUUCUUCAGAUGCCGCGGCGGUGCCAGUUGCCCCAGCUCAUAAAGUUGAAGGAACCAGCAGUUUCAAACAGUCGGGGACAACAGGAUCCCAAGGAAGUGGCCAAGUUGUUGAUGGGAACGGUCAUUCAUCGUCAACCAGACGGCAUUCCAAGGAAAUCUUCCCGGAACCAUUGGACGAGCAGGAUGUAGAGAGAGCGAAUGGGGUUUAGACGGAAAGUGAUUGACUGUUGUUGAUUCAUUGCCAAUAACUCUACAUUUGGAUGUCUUCUUGCUACUCUCCCUUGUACAUUCUCCUCUACCUUGGGGUGUUGAAUAGCAACUCUGCUCCUCCGAAGAGAAGUAGACCUGAAAUUGAAUUUGGUGAACAGUGAGAAAGAGUUAUUUACAGGUUUUAAGAGACCUUUCAUUUGUUCUUUAAGUCAACUGAAGGGGUUAGAUUGGAUUGGAUUAGUGGUGGUUCUUUGUGCUUCUCUGAUUGAAGGCUUGUUUACAAGCUACAAUUUUUUUUUUCCUUGUGUAAUUUACGAUUUUCUAUUGGCCCUCUGUGAAUUGUAAAUUUUCAUAUUGGCGCGGUGUUGCCAUUCGGAAAGAGAAAAGAACAAAGCUAUAUUUUUCUCUA